Messenger RNA from Suillus bovinus, 498 nucleotides. RefSeq lists its product as uncharacterized. The transcript has a single exon. Bases 1 to 498 code for a protein of 165 amino acids. Lineage: Eukaryota; Fungi; Basidiomycota; Agaricomycetes; Boletales; Suillaceae. The record is from RefSeq and is a predicted model, not a curated record.
AUGGGAAAAACAGGAGAAUGGGAGAAUGAGAGAAGGGGGAAGGGGGAGGACAAGAGGACGGGAGGAGGACAACAGGACGGGAGGAGGACAACAGGACGGGAGGAGGACAACAGGACGGGAGGAGGACAACAGGACGGGAGGAGGACAACAGGACGGGAGGAGGACAACAGGACGGGAGGAGGACAACAGGACGGGAGGAGGACAACAGGACGGGAGGAGGACAACAGGACGGGAGGAGGACAACAGGACGGGAGGAGGACAACAGGACGGGAGGAGGACAACAGGACGGGAGGAGGACAACAGGACGGGAGGAGGACAACAGGACGGGAGGAGGACAACAGGACGGGAGGAGGACAACAGGACGGGAGGAGGACAACAGGACGGGAGGAGGACAACAGGAUGGGAGGAGGACAGCAGGCAGUAAUCCAUAGGAGAUGGGGCACAGAACACCAGACACAACAGCAGAUGAGAAAAUAUAUAUAUUCAAUAGUAUUUUGA